This is a messenger RNA of Chilo suppressalis (striped riceborer), 1236 nucleotides long. Lineage: Eukaryota; Metazoa; Arthropoda; Insecta; Lepidoptera; Crambidae. The record is from the annotation of a GenBank genome assembly.
UCCAUAUGUUACAAAGUUUGUGAUUUCAUUUCAUUCAUCUCAAUUUGUCGCAUUUCCUUUGAUUUAUUUAUUAUUUUCACAAUUUUUUAAGAAAUAAUGCCUCUUGAUGUGCAGGGCACAUUUGUUUCUCAAAAAAUCAACAAAAUCCGGUGGAUUCCUGAAGAAUAUAUAGAAGCUAAUUGUUUUUUUACCGGCAGUUGGGACGAUGAUGUAAAUUCAAUAAAAGUUUGGACUUUGGAGAGCAAUCAAGAAGAAGAGGACAUUGAAUAUCCUAGACCACUGUCUGAAUUUAUCGUAGAUGGUGAUGUAACAGAAAUACAGUUCGUUGAUAGUACUAAGAUAGCAGUUUCAACAUCGAAUGGAGACGUCAAGUUACUAGAAAUUAGUGUGUAUGAUAAAAAGUCGCCUUUGCGGGAAAUCCAUUCAUGGAAAAAUCUUCACAAUUUUGGGUUAGAUCAGUGUUCCUGUACAUCUCUUCAUAUUCUUGAUGGUGAUAUUGCAACAAUAGGGGAAGAUGGAAAUGUUAAUAUUCUAAACAGCAGGCGCGGAGAAAUUUCUUAUAGAAUAGUAGGAGCUGAUAGCUGUUCAUUGCAUUCCGUAUGCUUUAUCAAACAUACUGAAGUCAUUACUGGAAACUUAAGGGGGCAUAUGAAGAUAUGGGAUUUAAGAACUAAUAUUAACAAACCAGCAGCAUCAUUCCUCUUAGCUGGUGAUGAAAUGGCCGCUACUUGUAUCUUGAAUCAUCCCACUCAGCCACAUAUAAUUCUUGCUGGAAGUGAAUCUGGAUCAUUGGCUGUUUGGGAUUUACGUGUUAACUCAUUCCCUACUACACUACUUAAUGCACACUCUGCUGGUGUGACAGAAAUGCAAUUUCAUCCUGAAAACCCACACAAGCUGUUCACUUCUUCAGUGUCAGGUGAAAUAUGGGACUGGAAUAUGGAAGGAAUGACAAAGAGUACACAAGGGCCAGACAACCAGAUAACUACCUGGCUGCCACUUGAGGAGAAAAACGCCAUGAUGGUCAAUUCUCUCAUGCCACCUUUGCAUAAACCCAUAAACACAUUACACUGUGAUAAAGGGAAAAUUAUCUGUGGUACCGACAAUGAAGCUGUCUAUCUCAUAAAGAAUUUCAAGUAUUAAUAACAUUUAUGUAUUAGGUUUAAGCCUCAUACAGUGUUGAAUUAAAAAGAAUUGUUUUCUAAAUAAUAAACAUUUUAUUUGAUAAUUGAAGUAAAU